Molecule: messenger RNA, 618 nt
Organism: Drosophila virilis
Lineage: Eukaryota; Metazoa; Arthropoda; Insecta; Diptera; Drosophilidae
Source: RefSeq, a predicted model, not a curated record
AGCACUUAGUCUUGUUCGGUUGCUCGACAUCGUAAUUUGAAUCUGUUUGCCAAAUAAUGAAUAAAUACUUGACGCUAGUUGGCAUCCUGCUGCUGGCUUGCUGGCAGGCCGGAAGUGUCCUGGCGGAUAGCGACAGCAGCAGUGACAGUGAUAGCAGUGAUAAUAGUGGACACAGUCACGGUCGAAAGCAUAAACAUAAAUACAAUAAUCCAGCGUAUCCAAACUAUCCGCCCUACGCCUAUCCGCCAUAUCCCUACACUCCCUACACAUACAAUCAGCAGCAGCCGCCAUAUAAUCCGUAUGCGCAGCCGCCGCCGCCGCCCAUGAAUCCCCAGUACCCGAGUCCAUAUCCAGGCAAUCAGCAGCCAUAUAACCAGUAUGCACCACCAGCACCUCAAUAUGGACCACCUGCCUAUCCCCCGGCACCACAAUCGGCCUAUCCCCCUGCACCGCAGCAGCCUCCGCCAGCUUCUAGUGUUAUCAACCAUUCGCUCAAAGUUAACAAAGAAUAUCAGGAGGAUUUCAGCAAAAAUGUCGAAAAUAAUCGAAUUUAAAAUGUGAAAUGCAAUAAAAACCAAAAAUUUCAUUUCUAAAUAUACUCGUUUGUGGAUGGUAAAA